CAUGCUGGAGUUCAUUGUCAAGUUUAUAAUAAUAUACAACGGUGAAGAUUGUACCCUGAUUGUUAUUCCAGUGGAAUGAUUGGAUAGCGUUCUGAGCAACGAAGGCGUAGUUUUCUGCGAAAUCCAUUUGAAUCAAGAAUUCUCCUUCCUCCAAAUUCUGUUUCCUAUGAUCCACGUAUUUAGAUUGCUGUUUGGUGAUGAAAUCGUGUGUUUUGACUUUCACAGUUUUUUCACACAAGCUUUUAAUGAAUGCAUCACUGGACAAUACAUUCACUGCCAUCGCUGCCCGAUCCGUCUCAGUCCAUGAGUGAUAUUCUACUCGCUCAAUGUCAUUCUCAUCGAACGUUUGUUGGAGAAAUUUUUCAAGAACCUCCGAGUCAGGACACUGUAAGCGUUCUCCCAGGUGACAAUCAGGUGGUGCGUGGGUGCAGGCAGACGAUGACAGAAAUGUGCAGAAGGAGACAGAUGAGAAUUACUGGGAAACGGAUGUUGAGCCAGAGAACCCAAUCUCUAGGACUGCUAGAGUCAUGGGGAAACAGAUGAGAGAAAUUAAGCAAAAGGCUCUUUUCUGGAAGGAACCAAAGAAUGUUGACUUUGACGAAUGGGAUAUUGAUUCAACGUACUAUCCUAGUCACGUUGAUGUCGUUGUCAUUGGAGGCGGUGCGAUUGGGAGCUCAAUUGCUUAUUGGUUGAAGAAAAUGUCGAAUGGAGGAUUAAGCGUCGUUGUUAUUGAGAAGGACCCAACGUACUGCAAGGCCUCCACAGUAUUGUCUGCAGGUGGGCUUCGUCAACAAUUUUCCCUCGAAGAAAAUAUAGAAAUGUCCUUGUAUGGAGCUGAAUUCCUCCGCACAAUAAAUGAACAUUUACAUGUAGAAAAUGAACCACCAGUGGAUGUUCAGUUCCAUCCAUAUGGAUAUCUAUCGCUCGCCUCUGAAGAUGGAGCAGAAGACCUCACAAAAAACUCCAAACUUCAAAAUUUGAAAGGAGCUAAAAACAUCCUUUUAACCGCUGAAAAAAUUAAACAACGAUUUCCCUGGAUGAAUACUGAGGGAGUUGCGCUGGGAUGUUUAGGCCUUGAAAAGGAAGGCUGGUUCGAUCCGUGGUCUCUUCUUUCCGCUUUUAAGAAGAAAGCAGUGAAUCUGGGCACUGAGUAUGUCAAUGCUGAGGUUAAAGGCUUUAUUUUCAGAAAAGACGAGCAAGUUAUUGUAUCAGGAACAGGAUACGAACGGUAUCAGGGUCUCAAUCAUGUCGUAGUGAAGACUGAAAAUGAUGAGAAGAAAGUUAUACAGUUCGCACUUUGUGUAAUUGCUGCUGGAGCUCACAGCGGAGAAGUUGCGAGGCUGGCUAAGGUUGGAUGUGGACCGGGAUUACUCACUGUACCUCUCCCCGUCGAACCUAGAAAACGGUACGUGUAUCAUUUCCAUGCAUCAGCGGGUCCAGGGAUAAACACUCCGAUGACAAUUGACUAUUCUGGAACCUGGUUCAGACGAGACGGUCUUGCCAACCACUAUAUAUGUGGUCGAUCACCAAAUUGUGAUGUAAACGAGCCCUCCAUCAACAAUCUAGAUGUGGAUGAAGAUUUUUUCGAGAAAAAUAUAUGGCCCUUCCUUGGAAAUCGAGUGAAAUCCUUCGAGAAUUUGAAAAUUAAGUCCUCCUGGGCGGGUUACUAUGACGUCAACAAAUUCGACGAGAAUGGAAUAAUUGGUCCACACCCUUUUUUCAAUAACAUGUACUUCGCCUGCGGAUUCAGUGGACAUGGAAUUCAACAGGCACCCGCUGUUGGGCGAGCUAUAGCUGAGUUGGUUGUUUAUUCGGAAUUUAGGACACUAGAUUUAGAUAGAUUAGCUUUUGAUAGGCUCAUCACGCUUGAACCUAUGCAAGAAGUCAAUAUUAUUUAACCCCUUAAACCUAGCGUCCAUACCACAUAUGGACCCACACGUCCAUACAUGUCUUUUUUCAAAAUUGAAUAUAUCCAAAAAUAUACAACUUUACAAAUUUGUGUAAACUCUAUUGUGAAGACAAAUCGCCUGCAUUUGAUUACUCCUAUAUUAUAUCUUUUUUGGACUACUGGAAAUUUGUGAAUUGCGUUCCUAUUUAGCACACGGCGAGAUUAGUAUCUAAAGGGCACCGUCCUGGAGGGAUUAAUGAUUAUAUUUCAGUUUUGUAAACAUGAAUUUAAUUAGCUUAAAUAAACCAGUUGUUUUUGUUGA
This is a messenger RNA of Diachasma alloeum, 2210 nucleotides long. RefSeq names its product FAD-dependent oxidoreductase domain-containing protein 1. Gene Ontology annotation, cellular component: cytoplasm. Gene Ontology annotation, molecular function: oxidoreductase activity. The transcript has 4 exons. The record is from RefSeq and is a predicted model, not a curated record. The coding region runs from base 528 to 1898 and encodes 456 amino acids. NCBI's taxonomy places the organism in Eukaryota, Metazoa, Arthropoda, Insecta, Hymenoptera, Braconidae.